Messenger RNA from Oldenlandia corymbosa var. corymbosa, 909 nucleotides. The record is from the annotation of a GenBank genome assembly. Lineage: Eukaryota; Viridiplantae; Streptophyta; Magnoliopsida; Gentianales; Rubiaceae.
AUGGAAGAAUCAGUGGGAGAAAAUAUCAAGAAAAGGUAUGCUGUAGUGACAGGGGCAAACAGAGGGAUUGGAUUUGAGAUAUGCAGACAAUUAGCUUCUCAUGGGAUUACUGUGGUGUUGACUGGUAGAGAUGAGAAAAGGGGUCUUGAAGCGGUCCAGAAGCUCAAGGAAUCUGAUGGCUUUUCUGAUGAUAUUCUGCUCUUUCAUCAGCUUGAUGUGGCUGAUUCAUCCAGUGUUGCUUCCCUAGCUGAAUUCAUCAAGAACAAAUUUGGAAGGCUUGAUAUCCUGGUAAACAAUGCGGGAAUUGUUGGAGCUGUUGUAGAUGUUGAAGGUUUCAGACGAGGAGUUGAAGCAAAGCUUGUUGGAACACAAGAUGAAUGGAAGUCCAUCAUGGCAGAGACAUAUGGCUUGGCGGCAGAAUGCUUGGAAAUAAAUUACUAUGGCGCAAAGCGAAUGGUUGAAGCCUUUUUGCCUCUUCUGCAAUCUUCUCAAUCACCAAGAAUCGUUAAUGUUACCUCGUCCAGUGGGAGGUUACAGAAUUUCAACAAUGAAUGGGCCAAAGAAAUAUUGGGUGAUGCUGACAACCUCUCAGAAGAGAGAGUGGAUGAGGUACUGCAUGAAUAUCUGAAAGAUUUUAGGGAGGGUAACCAAGAAACCAAAGGCUGGCCAUUAGCAUACUCCGUCUCAAAAGCGAGCAUGAAUGCUUACACAAGAAUUUUGGCUAAAAAGUUCCCUAUGUUCAAGGUCAAUUGCGUCUGUCCUGGAUUUGUGAAAACGGAUUUUAGCUUUCAUCUUGGCAGGUUGACGGUACAAGAAGGCGCUGAAGGUCCAGCAAUGCUGGCUUUGUUGCCUGAUGAUGGUCCUUCUGGCUUUUCAUAUUUCAGAAAGGAACUGUCAUCUUUUGAGUAA